UUGUUUUCUGUCACCUGAACGCUGCCAGGAGGCUUGGAUCACUCCUCCUCUCUGGGGUCUAUGUUCCCGGGACACUGGCAGGGUGCAGCGAGCCCUCGUCCGGACCUUCCGUGAAGCCAACACCCGCAGAUUUCAAGGACUCAUGAGUGCGUGAGUCCGGCGGGGUCUCCUAAACUCCCAAGGCCCGGGGCAGGCCGGUCCAAGCUGUGCCGGCCGUUUAAAAAAGAAGAGAGAGACUUAGAGAUGAACUCGCCCGUGCGCUGCUGGCUGCCCCGCUAUAGGGGCGAAGGCCCCUGACGCAAGCGGAACUCUGCGGAGCCCAUACGAAUCAGAACCGAGCAAGGCUCCUGGCGCACUAGGGACUCCAGGAGGCAGCUGCGCCAGAGACGCGGGUCGCGCCUCGGGAAACCGGGUGGUGGGGGGAGGGGAAGCUCCACCAAGAAAACCCACCGAGGCGGGGACUGGCCUGGGCGGGGAGGGGCGGCGGGGCCGGAGCCCCUCGCUGUUGGGCAGACUCCCGAUGGUCAGAGGCUGACUUCCACUCCCGCCGACCGCUCCCCGGGGGGGAAAGAGGAGGGAGAGAGCGAUAGCGGCGCGAGGCCUCCGGUUCCCGCAGCCUGCAGAAGUUGGAAGCUCAGCCGCGAGCGCUCACUCCUGCGCCCGCCUGCAAGGCGAGCCUGCGCCCGGAGAGCACAGCCCCGGGACGGCCCGGCCGAGGAGCUCCGGCUUUUGUCAUGAUGGCCAGCUACCCCGAGCCCGAGGACGCCACGGGGGCCCUGCUGGCCCCGGAGAACGGGCGCACAGUCAAAGAGCCCGAGGCGCCGCCGCCGAGUCCGGGUAAAGGCGGCGGGACAGCACCCGAGAAGCCGGACCCCGCGCAGAAGCCCCCGUACUCGUACGUGGCUCUCAUCGCCAUGGCGAUCCGCGAGAGCGCCGAGAAGAGGCUCACACUGUCGGGCAUCUACCAGUACAUCAUCGCCAAGUUCCCGUUCUACGAGAAGAACAAGAAGGGUUGGCAGAAUAGCAUCCGCCACAACCUCAGCCUCAACGAGUGCUUCAUCAAGGUGCCGCGCGAGGGCGGCGGCGAGCGCAAGGGCAACUACUGGACGCUCGACCCGGCUUGCGAGGACAUGUUCGAGAAGGGCAACUACCGGCGCCGCCGCCGCAUGAAGAGGCCCUUCCGGCCGCCGCCAGCACACUUCCAGCCGGGAAAGGGGCUCUUCGGGUCGGGAGGAGCGGCGGGUGGCUGCGGCGUAGCGGGAGCGGGGGCGGAUGGCUAUGGCUACCUGGCGCCGCCCAAGUACCUGCAAUCGGGUUUCCUCAACAACUCCUGGCCCCUGCCGCAGCCGCCCUCGCCCAUGCCCUACGCCUCCUGCCAGAUGGCUGCGGCCGCUGCAGCAGCUGCGGCAGCCGCUGCAGCAGCCGGCCCGGGCAGCCCCGGUGCAGCCGCGGUGGUCAAGGGGCUGGCUGGCCCCGCCGCUUCCUACGGGCCGUACUCGCGUGUGCAGAGCAUGGCGCUGCCGGGCGUUGUGAACUCCUACAACGGCCUGGGAGGCCCUCCCGCCGCGCCCCCACCGCCGCCACCGCACCCCCACCCGCACCCUCACGCACACCAUCUGCACGCGGCCGCCGCACCCCCGCCAGCUCCGCCACACCAUGGGGCUGCCGCGCCACCCCCGGGUCAGCUCAGCCCCGCCAGUCCGGCCACCGCUGCACCCCCGGCCCCCGCGCCCACCAGCGCGCCGGGCCUGCAGUUCGCCUGCGCCCGGCAACCCGAGCUCGCCAUGAUGCAUUGCUCUUACUGGGACCACGACAGCAAGACGGGAGCGCUGCACUCGCGCCUGGAUCUCUAAGUGGCACCGUGUGCGGGAGCGGCCCCGGAGUGGAGGAGCCGAGCUCGGGUCGCAGCCGCAGCAGCCAGCCGGACAGCGUACACCCCGGGACAGCCUUUUGAGCCAGAGCCCUCGAGCCUUCUGCGCGUCCUCGUUCUGCCCCGCUCCUGCGACUCCGCUUUGUCGCCUCCGCUGUUCCUCCGGUGUUCUUCCCCACCGGGCCUCUGCCUUCGUGCCCUCCGGGCCGGGGGCCGCCCUCUCCGCGCUUUCCGCAGGCCUCCGCUCCUCCCGGAGUCCCGGAGUCACCGCAGGGAGUGUGUCUCCGGCCGAGCUGCGGCCGCGCUGACCUCUUGGCCUUCUCUUUCCAGGUCGGUGGACCUGCGCUCGACUUUCUCCACCCCACAACCGCCGCGCUGUCUGUGGCUAGAAGCGCUGGCUGGGCUGCUGGGGUAGCAGGACCCACACUGCGGGAGAAAGGAAAGAACGUGCCUCGCCGCUCCGCGAUCCCUCCUGGAACUGAUCAGAAGCCGCUUGCAGAGGGGCCCUCUGGGCGGGGCGGGGGUUGAGCCCCAGGCUGGAGCAGGGACUGCCUCGUUCUGCGGCCUGUAAUCCGGUUCACAUCCCCUCGCCUAGAGAGGCCGUGGUGCCUCUGCUCUUCAGCGCACUGCUUCGGGUACCUCCUUGCCAGGGUGGCUGGCAAACGUCUUGCUAAAAAGAUCGGUGAGGUUUUAAAAAUAUAUUUUUAAAAAAUACUUUUUAAGGGGAAAAAAGAGAGAGACAAUAAAACUUUCAUCAGGAAAAACGGUGAAGUGUUAUGGCCUUUGCUAAAACCAAACAACAAAAUCAAAAGCUUUAGUUUCUUCAUCGUCCCUGCUGGGAGAUUUGUGUAGAAUUCCCGUAGUCACUUCAGAAGGCUGCGCUCAGAGCCAGGAGAAAAUAACUAGCUAAAAGAAGGGUUCCACUACAAAUCGGGAGUUUUCUCUAUAUUUUUAAAAAUAAAUUCAAAACAAUUUUUCCCGGAUCUUCCGAUUCUAGCCCGUGAUGCCAGAAGAUCUCUCGCUGCCUGGCUGGGCCACACUUCGGGGAUAAUACUUCCCUCCCUAGUUUUUGAUUUUCAAACUCCUUACUUCUUCCACCUUUGGAAGGAGAAAUGUGAAACCGGCCAAGGCCGGCCCACGCGGGCUUGUGACCCCAGCAGGCUAGCCCGAAAUUUCGAGACCUGGUGGUUGAGUAAUGUCUUUCGGGGACCAAAUUUUCUAGAGGGAACUAGAGCACUUUUGCUGUAUUUGUAUGUGUGCGCGCGCGUCCCUUGUCAA
Molecule: messenger RNA, 3148 nt
Organism: Chionomys nivalis (European snow vole)
Lineage: Eukaryota; Metazoa; Chordata; Mammalia; Rodentia; Cricetidae
Gene: Foxl2
Product: forkhead box L2
Exons: 1
Coding region: 735-1853 (372 amino acids)
Biological process (GO): anatomical structure morphogenesis; regulation of transcription by RNA polymerase II; cell differentiation
Molecular function (GO): RNA polymerase II cis-regulatory region sequence-specific DNA binding; DNA-binding transcription factor activity, RNA polymerase II-specific
Source: RefSeq, a predicted model, not a curated record